ACACACUUUUGAGCUCACACAUUGACUUUCCCACCAUCGCACACACACACCCUCUGUGGAUCUCACAUAGCGGACCUGCCACCACAGACCGACACACACAUAUCCGGUGUGUAUCCCACUGACUGCAUGGCUGAGGACAGUAGUGACACACACAUUUAUGGUGUGUAUCACGCCGAACACACCAGUGAAACACACACCUAUAGUGUGUAUCAUGCUGAAGAAACCAGUGAAACACACACCUUUAGUAUGUACCGCGCUGAAGACACCAGCGACGCACACAUCUGUGGUGUGUAUCAUGCUGAAGACACUCGCAACGUUCUGGCCGGGAGGCUGAGAUUGAUUCACACAGUGGAGAGCACAGAGGAGUCUGGAGGAGAAGAGAACUACGAGGAGACGAGAGGAGGAGAAACCAGCGAGGAGAUGAGAGGAGGUGGAACUAGUGAGGAGACGAGAGGAGGUGAAACUAGUGAGGAGUCUGGAGGAGAAGAGAACUACGAGGAGACGAGAGGAGGAGAAACCAGCAAGGAGAUGAGAGGAGGUGAAACUAGUGAGGAGAUGAGAGAGGGAGAAGAGAACUACGAGGAGACGAGAGGAGGAGAAACCAGCGAGGAGACGAGAGGAGGUGAAACUAGUGAGGAGACAGAAGGAGGAGAGAACUACGAGGAGAUGAGAGAAGGAGAGAACUACGAGAAGACGAGAGGAGGAGCAACCAGACAGGAGACGAAAGGAGGUGAAACUAGUGAGAAAAUAAGAGGAGGAGAGAACUACGAGGAGAUGAGUGGAGGAGAGAACUACGAGGAGAUAAGCGGAGGAGAGAACUACGAGGAGACGAUUGGAGGAGAGAACUACGAGGAGACGAGCGGAGGAAUCGGCAAGGAGACAAGAGGAGAAACCAGCGAGGAGACGAGAGAAGGAGAAACCAGAGAGGAGACGACAGUAGACACACAUGAAGGAGACGCAAAUCAGGAGCACGGAGAGGGAGAGCUCAAGAGUGCUGCAAUAAGCAAGAGGGAGGAGAGGAGGCGUGCUCGUGACACGAAAUUGGGUGUUGUGAAGCCAGAUGCUGAUCUACAAAGGUCAAGUCCCCAGAUACAGACACAGGUGGAGGAAGUGAAGUCAGCUGACGGUGAAAAACUGGAGGGGGCGGAGCUAGUGGAAGAGCUGCGUAGGAGGAGGCGGGCCAAGCAGAAGGCUGCGAGGACCUCAAAGGUGGCCGUGGAAGCGCCCGUGGUGGGUCCUGUUGACUCAGUAGAUUUCCUGAAGGCUGCAGCUAAUGGCAAAGUCAAAAUGGUGGAGAAGUUUCUGCAGGACGGGGGAGACCCAAACACUUCUAAUGAGUUCAGGAAAUCAGCGCUACAUCAUGCAGCUCAGGAAGGUCACACUGCUGUGAUACAGAAGCUUCUGGAAUAUGGAGCCGAUAUCCAUCUAAAAGACCGGCUGCACAGUACCGCAGUGCACUGGGCGUGUAGGGGAGGCAGUCUGGCUGCCCUGAAACUUCUGCACUCCCACGGCGCGAACCUGAACGCCAGAGACAAGCUCUUUAGUGCUCCUCUGCAUGUGGCCACCAGAACGGGACACUACCAUGUGGUGGAGUACCUCCUCAACAAUAAAGUCAAAAUCAACAGCAGAGACCGGGAGGGAGACACUGCGCUGCAUGAUGCUGUGAGACUCAACCGCUACAAGAUCUCCAAACUGCUUAUCCUGUCCGGAGCAGACACACACAGUACCAACAUUAAGGGACUGAGGGCUAUGGAGCAGUUGAACUCAUGGCAAGACGACGUCCUGGACACACUGAAGAGGAUGGAACAGCUCAGAGACCUGUAGAAGACCAUUACACACACACACACACACACACACACACACACACACACACACACACACACACACACACACACACACACACACACACACACACACACACACACACACACACACACACACACACACACACUCACAUACUGGUUAGGGUUUCGGGCUUGUGACCGGAGGGUUGCCGGUUCGAUCCCCGACCAGUCCACGGCUGAAGUGCCCUUGAGCAAGGCACCUAACCCCUCAUUGCUCCCCGAGCGCCGCUGGUUGGGCAGGCAGCUCACUGCUCCGGGUUAAUGUGUGAUUCACCCCACUGUGUGUUCACUGUGUGCUGUGUGUGUUCACUAAUUCGGUUAAAUUGGGUUAAAUGCAGAGAAACGAAUUUCCCUCACGGGAUCAAUAAAGUAUAUAUUCUAUUCUAUUCUAUUCUAUUCUAUUCUAUUCUAGUGAGUCGCUCAGUAGCUGGUGGUUUUAGACUGUGAUGAACUUAUCAGCGUAUGUGGACUUGCAGGUGGUUCAGAAGCCUUUGCUUUUUAACUUGUGAGUGAUCACCUCCGAUGGUUUAAGCCUUAAA
Messenger RNA from Sardina pilchardus (European sardine), 2383 nucleotides. It is a transcript of the gene ankrd2, whose product is annotated as ankyrin repeat domain 2 (stretch responsive muscle). Bases 127 to 1824 code for a protein of 565 amino acids. The record is from RefSeq and is a predicted model, not a curated record. NCBI's taxonomy places the organism in Eukaryota, Metazoa, Chordata, Actinopteri, Clupeiformes, Clupeidae. Gene Ontology annotation, molecular function: protein binding. The transcript is spliced from 9 exons.